UUCUUUCUUUAUCUUGAAAAGAGACCUAGAACUUCUGAAGCACACCAGACAUUUCUGUUACACACCAGACAUUCUACUUGGCAGUGUAAUCUUAUCAAACACUUGUACAAACUCUGGAAGGGCUUUAUUCCCAUAUUACAGAAGAGAAAAUGGAGACUCAGAGAAGAGAUGCCUUGCCCCAGGGGCCCUGCCAAAUGCGAAGACAGGUGCCUUGCUUCUAGGGUUGUGGUCUGGACCGCCAUCGGCCGGAAUGCAGGAGUAAACUGCACAACCUCCUUCGCAAAUCUACAGCUUUCCAGGAGGCCAGCGGCAGCAACGCGGACUUCUGGGUCACAAGUAAUUGAUCUCUUCACGUGUUAAAGAAGAGAUAUUGGAAGUAGAUGCAACCUAUAUUUACUGUAAAGAGUUUGGGGUACAAAUGAAGUAGAUAACAUUUGCCGCCUGUCAAGCUGUACUUUCUCAUUAACACUGGCCACGCUACCACCCUGAAGACUUCAUCUGGGAAAAGGAAAGAGAAGGAGAACUCCACAUCCAAAUGUUCAACUUGCUUAGGAGAAGUGUGGAACUGGAAAAAGGAGAACUAACAAACUUGCUUAAUCUAAGAAGGGAGCAGUAAGAGGCAUGGGAGAGGGCGUGAAGAUUAUUUUACAAAAAUGUAUGUUGAGGAAUUCAUGGGGAAGGAAGUAUGAGAAAAGGGCUCCUUUGGGGGAAGGGACUUUUGCGAGCCCUGCGGACAAUCGCCCCUCCUCCCAGGCGAUCCCCACUCUCCGCCCCUGGCCCUCCCUGGCCCUGCCCUCCGCGCUGGGCCGGUGGACCCGGUGGGCGGAGUAGCCUCCCAGCCUUGCCUGUGGCUCGGAAGAUGUGCGAAGCACGCGGGCAUUAACUUGCGCCCCGGGACUGUUAAGACGCUCGCUGGACGUCUGCACCUGGUAGUCUCCAGCUCACUGCGGGAAUCGUGUCAAACUUUGUCCGUGUGUGGGUGGGAGGCCGCGGGCCCACGCCCGGUCCUCCUGCCCCCCGCGUAGCGGCAGGGUUAACUGUGGACAGCACGAUUUCCUGUCGCUCCCCCUUGGCAGACACUUCUCGGGCAUGGAGCACUCACAGUGUGGCAGCAGAGACCGCAGCGGUAGCUGCCGACCUCACCUGGCCCCGGGGCUGGUGGCGGCCCCUCCACCCCUGAGUCCGGUGUUGCCGGUAACCCCGGGGAUACCUGUUCCUCCAACUUUCCUGCGGCCACCCAGCCUCCUUCUGCGGGCCGCCGCGGCCGCGGCUGCCUCCUCCGCUGGAAGGGGAGGCUGCCCUUCGGCUCCCGGGCUGGAGAAGGGGGUGGGCAUGGUGGGCUGUGGCUACCCACGGACGCCCAAGUGCGCCCGUUGUCGCAACCACGGCGUGGUGUCGGCGCUCAAAGGCCACAAGCGCUUCUGCCGCUGGCGGGACUGCGCUUGUGCCAAGUGCACCCUGAUCGCUGAGCGCCAGCGCGUCAUGGCUGCCCAGGUGGCGCUGCGCAGGCAGCAGGCCCAGGAGGAGAGCGAGGCCCGGGGGCUGCAGAGGCUCUUGUACUCUGGACCCGCGGGGCCCGGGGUUCGGAACUGUGGAGGUGGCAGCGGAACGGAAGAUCCUCUGGCGGCGAGCGUCCCUGCGGCAGUGACUGCGCUAGGACUGGAUGCCUUGAGACAGACUAGUGGCCUGGCGACCCCUGCCUUUGAUGUCUUUCAGCCAGAUUAUACGGAGGAAAAGCAGGAACAAAGAGACAAUAAAUGGGACUCAUGCCAGAGUGGACAAGACGGACCAGUCUCGAAAUCCCAUCAACUUACCCUGGGAUCAGCUCCUAAGUCUAAUGGUGUCAUUGUGAAACAAAAUGUUCGGCCAUCUAUUUCAGAAAACUCCAACAAGGAUGACAGCAUCCAGUCUCCUUACUCUGGGGAGCAAUCAGAAGGUGAAGAGAGUCCCAGGUCCCUAUCAUCCUCUGAUCUGGAAUCAGGAAAUGAAAGUGAGUGGGCCAAAGACUUCACUGCUGCCAGAGCCAGACUUCCUACAGUGUCCUCAAGACCAAGAGAUCCUCUUGAUAUCCUUACCAAGAUUUUCCCAAGUUACAGGCGCAGCCGGCUAGAAGGCAUCCUACAGUUCUGCAAAGGGGAUGUCGUCCAAGCUAUUGAACAGGUCCUAAAUGGGAAAGAACACAAAUCAGACACCAGGGACCUAGCAAGCUCAGGAGAAUUGGAAAAUACAGCUUUUCAGAGAGCUUCAAAUUUUAGUUUAGCUGGAAUUGGUUUUGGGACUCUAGGGAAUAAAUCAGCUUUCUCUCCUCUUCAAACAGCGUCUACUUCUUAUGGAGGUGAUUCAAGUCUCUACAGUUUAAAUCCUAGAUUAGGUAUCAGUCCAUUACGGCUGGCAUAUUCCUCUCCAGGAAGAGGGCUGUCUGGUUUCAUGUCUCCCUACCUAACUCCUGGGUUGGUACCAGCAUUGCCUUUCCGCCCAGUUUUGGAUUAUGCCUUUUCGGGGAUGAUUAGGGAUUCUUCCUAUCUUUCCAGCAAAGACUCUGUAGCUGGUGGCAGACUGUAUUCCAGGCUGAAUCAGGACAAGCUGUAACACAUCUGCCUAUUCUCCCUUUCUGGAGUAUUUCUAGAAGUAUGCAAUACAACCCCCACGCCUGUACCCACACCCAUAUCUGUUCACUGUGUAUGUGAAGGGAUUAUCAGGCCUUAUAGUUGCAAAUUUUUUUUUUACCAGCAAUAUAAUAAACUUGAGAUCUAAAGACUCUUUGUUAGAAUUUAUAAAGAGAAAGAAGCAUUGAAACAUAUGUUCCUUGAA
Messenger RNA from Rhinolophus ferrumequinum (greater horseshoe bat), 2811 nucleotides. RefSeq names its product DMRT like family A1 (gene DMRTA1). The record is from RefSeq and is a predicted model, not a curated record. Gene Ontology annotation, molecular function: DNA-binding transcription factor activity, RNA polymerase II-specific; RNA polymerase II cis-regulatory region sequence-specific DNA binding; protein binding. Lineage: Eukaryota; Metazoa; Chordata; Mammalia; Chiroptera; Rhinolophidae. The coding region runs from base 1090 to 2589 and encodes 499 amino acids. Gene Ontology annotation, biological process: regulation of transcription by RNA polymerase II; sex differentiation. Gene Ontology annotation, cellular component: nucleus. The transcript is spliced from 5 exons.